Purpureocillium lilacinum is the source of this 3249-nucleotide messenger RNA. The record is from RefSeq and is a predicted model, not a curated record. Lineage: Eukaryota; Fungi; Ascomycota; Sordariomycetes; Hypocreales; Ophiocordycipitaceae.
AUGUCUUUCUCUAACGGUGUUGGAGGCACGCUGGCACUGCCAUCGCCCACGCACGCCCAUCACAUGGACGUGACGCCAGGCAUCCGCAGCCUGCGGCGCUCCAUCUCGAGAUCGCCUUCCAAGUUCUUGUCUCGCGCAAGUUCGCAGAGCUCCGAAGGCUCUCAGCAAGCUUCACCACAGUCGCCCUGUCGACGCUUUGGCCCAACACCACAGCGACCGCAUCUGGCUCCCUCGCACCCGCAGACGGCUCCUCCAGCCGUGACUUCAGCGCACGCGUCUACCUCGCACCAGUCCUCGUUCACGCCGCAGCGCACAAACGUCCGGCUGUCACUUCGCUCUGCCAAAUCCGCAAAAACAGCCUCGCCCUCGCGGCCGCUCGCCAGAGCCCGCGUUUCCCCCAGGAGUCCUCUGAAACGAGCCUUGAGCGCCGCGCCGGACGCGACCAACGUGUCGUACACGCCUUCGCCUUCUCCGCCGUCGACUGCUUCUCCCGGGCAGGAGAACACCGAAGCUACCUUUGGCACACUAACCCGCAAGAGUUCAGACCGGCCUGCGCGCCAUAGCGUGCACAUUGACGUUACCGGGAUUGCGUCGCAGUAUUCGUUUCUGAAAGCGCUGGACGCCAACAACGAACCGUACAUGGUAACGACGACGGGCGCAUUGAAGCGCAGUGAUGCGACAAUGAACUUGGACCACCCUCAUCAGGGCAGCCCUGUUGCCAAGCGACGCAGCUUGCAUGGGAUUUCAAGCUUCACACAAACGGAUGACUUCAACAUCUUUGGCACCAACACGAGCAGUUCCCACAACUUCGACAUUCACGAAGACUCUCAACCCGAGUAUGAGCUGGCGGGGGCUGUGGAAGGCGGUGUCGACGAGGAGGAAGGCAUUGCUGCUCGCGAUCCCCUAUUCUCCCCGUCACCCGUUUCCAAUGUGCCGAAGCGGUCCUCCUCCCUGCGCAAAUCCACCUUGCAGCAGCGACAUGGCGACAAAGGUUCUUGGGGAAGGAGGACGGGCGAGCGUCAGCUUGCACAGCUGAGCGCCGAAGCAGCGACACCCGUUCGCAACAGACCCCGUCUGUCGACGGAGCAUUUCUUGCCCCCGCAAGUCCCCCGCGACAGUCCCUUCUCGUCCGGCACACCGCUGCCCAACGCAUCGACGCACGGCUUUGAUGCCAAGGGCCACCAACCUCACCCUCUCUCGAAGUCGCUCACAACAUCAAACUCUGGCAACAGCCUGACGGAGGAGCCGUCUAGCGACGCACCUGCCGUCCAGGCUGUGGAAAAGCCUAAACCACACCCAUUCUCUCGUUCGUUGCCGCUCAACGCAACGCGACCAACAGCCCGCUCGAUGUUCGACUAUCCCAAGGCCGUUGCGACACCAAGUCAGUCCAAUCAGCUUUGGUUCGGAGCCUUCAACUCGACGGGACUCAUUUCCAAGGUAAAUCGCAACCCGGAGGAUGAUGAGAAGAAGUUUGCGCCGCCAGACACACCUUGCAAGAAGCAGUCGAAUCCGUUUGCGACCUUUCCCCCAAUCUCGGGGAGUGCAAUCAAAAGAAAAGGCAACAACCGGAAUUCCUUUGCUGGCGUCCCUUCUACGCCUUUCAACAGGCCAUCGAGUCGUGGGGCAGACACCUUUGGCCAGCCUGGAAAGGGCCUCUCCAUCUUCCAGCGCGGUUCUGCGGCGAAAGGGUCUCGUCGUGGCAGCCUUCUCAGCCUGGAAGGCGAAGAACGAAUGCUCUUUGGCGAGUCCAAUGAGCUGUCCAAUGCGCUCGACGGGGACAUACCGCCCACGCCCACCAAGAACACGCUCACUCCCAGCUUGAGCAACCUCAGCGAGCAGUCGCUCGAGAGCCCGAGCGCGAACCGAACCUUCACCCUCCCCCUUUCGGCCGCGAAGCCUGCUCCUUCGCGUGAGUCAACGUCGAGUCCUGUUGACGGGCGGCGGACGCCCCAGACUCCCCAGGAGAGCUUGCUGCCUCUCGAUACCAGCCGGUUGUCCAUUUCUCAGGCGUCCGACAACCACCGAGAAAGCAGCAUGCCGCCUCCCGUUACGCCCACAGCGGGCCGUGACUUUAGAUCAUCUACCAGCAGCAUCUUCGUGACGCCAAUCAAUGGUCGCACAGGCAGCGUCGACGUCGACGCGAGCCUGUACUCGCGUUUUGACAAAGUCGAACAAGUCGGCCGCGGCGAGUUCUCCACGGUGUAUCGGGUCACCAAGCUCGAGCACGCCAACGUGUUCUCGGAGGGCAGCUUCACACCCAGCCGCAGCCCAGCCAAAGGCCAGGUGUUUGCCGUCAAAAAGAGCAAACAAGCCUACCAUGGCCACAAGGAUCGGCAGAUCAAGCUGCGAGAGGUCUUCGCCUUACAGGCGCUUACGCAUGCCGAGCAUGUGGUUCAAUAUGUCGACAGCUGGGAACACAAUUUCCACUUGUAUAUACAGACAGAGUUCUGCGAAGAGGGCACACUGGACAAGUUUUUGGCCACUGUGGGAUGCGGCGGGCGCUUGGAUGACUUCCGCAUCUUUAAGAUCUUGCAGGACCUGUGCUUGGGAUUGAAAGAGAUCCACGACAUCGGAUACAUGCACCUGGACAUGAAGCCGGCGAAUAUUCUCAUCACCUUUGAGGGAGCUCUGAAGAUUGGAGACUUUGGCCUCGCCCAGCCCAGUACGUCGCCAACCGAAGAGGUCGACGUGGAGGGCGAUCGCGAGUACAUGGCGCCGGAGAUGCUGCGAGGAAAGGCAGGCAAGGCCGCCGACAUCUUUUCACUGGGGCUCAUGACGCUGGAAAUGGCGACCAACUGCUCUCUGCCGGAGAAUGGCCCUACUUGGGUCGCUCUGAGGUCGGGCGACCUCUCCGAGGUUCCAAGCCUUACAUGGAACCCAUCGAUCGAGGUGCAGCGUGACGCGACGGGCAACCCGACGGGCCACAGUGACGAAUUGCUGGACGAGGGCUCCCACAGCGCCAACAACCUCUUCGGGUCACUCAAGCGGUCGGAGCUGCGCCAGCCGCCCGAAUUCAUGGUGGAGUCUUUCCACCCUAGCUCGCUCGACUCGAUCGUGAGGUGGAUGACAACGGAAGACCCGGCGGAGCGACCCGAGAUCCAUCGCGUUCUGGAGCUCGAGGGCCUGCGCUGGGUCGCCGAGCAUCGUAAUGCUCCAGCCACAGUCUACGAAGGCAGCUGGGGCCCGGCAGAGAUGAUGCCUGUUGCGAUUGCCUCUCUGGAUGGCGACACGGAAAUGACGGACGUUUGA